Geosmithia morbida is the source of this 357-nucleotide messenger RNA. Its product is annotated as prefoldin subunit 1. Gene Ontology annotation, molecular function: protein folding chaperone. The record is from RefSeq and is a predicted model, not a curated record. Bases 1 to 357 code for a protein of 118 amino acids. Gene Ontology annotation, cellular component: cytoplasm; prefoldin complex. The transcript has 3 exons. Gene Ontology annotation, biological process: protein folding. Lineage: Eukaryota; Fungi; Ascomycota; Sordariomycetes; Hypocreales; Bionectriaceae.
AUGUCGAUCCCAAACGAAGCCCUGCAGAAGCUCGUCCAUGAGAUUGAGAGCCAGGCUCUCGCUGCACAGCAGCAGAUAAGCGUCGCCCGAGGCCAGAUGACGAGCAAGCAGCGUGAGCAGCGCCUGGUGAAGUUGACUAUGAGUGAGAUGGCCAACUUGCCUGAAGAUACUGUUGUCUACGAAGGCGUUGGUAAAAUGUUUGCAUCUCUACCUGUGUCUUCCUUGCGUGAGAAGCUGGAGCGUCAGACGCAGGACCUGGAAAGCGAAGUCGACAAGCUGAGCAAGCGUCUGCUAUACUUGGAGACCACCCAGAAAAACAGCCGGGAACAUAUUGAGCAAAUGCUACGGAGCCGGUGA